Molecule: messenger RNA, 558 nt
Organism: Salarias fasciatus (jewelled blenny)
Lineage: Eukaryota; Metazoa; Chordata; Actinopteri; Blenniiformes; Blenniidae
Gene: ggctb
Product: gamma-glutamylcyclotransferase b
Exons: 4
Coding region: 1-558 (185 amino acids)
Molecular function (GO): gamma-glutamylcyclotransferase activity
Source: RefSeq, a predicted model, not a curated record
AUGGAGAACCAGCACACCUUCCUGUACUUUGCGUACGGCAGUAACCUGCUGAAGGAGCGGCUGCAGCUGAGGAACCCCUCGGCCACCGUGCACUGCGUGGCCAGACUCAAGGACUACAGGUUGGUGUUUGGGAACCAUAAAGGCCUGGCCAGUGACCGCUGGCAUGGCGGUGUGGCCACGAUCGAGCAGAGCCCGGGAGAUGAGGUGUGGGGAGUGGUGUGGAGGAUGAACAUGUCUGACCUGGAGUCUCUGGACAGUCAGGAGAACGUGAUGUUGGGUGCGUACAGCCCCGUGGAGCUGUCAGUGAGGAUGAGCGGUCAGGACCUCCACUGCCGGACCUACAUCAUGAACAGCUGUGUGUACGCUCCUCCGUCACCUCAGUACCUGAAGGUGAUCGUCAUGGGAGCAGAGCAGAACGGGUUGCCUACGGACUACCAGGAGAAACUGCGAGCCAUCCAAACCAACAUGUACGAGGGUCCACUUCCCGUCUUGGCCGAAGUGGAGCGAGCCGGGAGACGAGCUGCAGAGAGGGAGCGCAGCGAUCCACUGUGCCACUGA